Messenger RNA from Solanum lycopersicum (tomato), 974 nucleotides. The record is from RefSeq and is a predicted model, not a curated record. NCBI's taxonomy places the organism in Eukaryota, Viridiplantae, Streptophyta, Magnoliopsida, Solanales, Solanaceae.
AUGGGUUAUAAUGUUAUCAUUUUCAACUUUUUAGCUCUAUGUUUGCUUCAACAUUGCACUUGUGCACCUGUUAAAUCACUCAAUGCUUCUAUAUCCAGUUUUCAACCAGCAGUAGCAACAUUUUAUGGCCCUCCAACUGGAGCAGGAUCUGAAGGAGGAGCUUGUGGAUAUACAGAUGCUGUAUCAAAACCCCCUUUUAAUUCCUUUGUUUCUGCUGGAAAUGGGCCACUUUUCAAGAAAGGCUUGGGCUGUGGAGCUUGCUACCAGGUUUUAUGCAAACUAGCCCCUUGCACAGGAAGACCAGUAACCGUAACGAUUACAGAUGAAUGCCCUGGCUGUUCAGGCUCUAUUCAUUUUGAUUUAAGUGGAACCGCAAUGGGUGCUUUAGCUAAACCUGGUCAAGCUAACGCGUUACGUAAUAUAGGAAAUAUCCCAAUUUCUUACCAAAGGUACAACUGGAAAAUCGCGUUCAAGGUGGAUCAAGGUUCAAGCCCGAAUUUCUUAUCAGUAAAUGUUGAGUUUCAAAAUGGAGACGGUGAUCUUAGUUUAGUCGAAUUUUUACCAGCAAGGUCAAAUCAAGCGAUAAGAGCGAAUCAUGUAUUUGGUGCAACAUGGAGCAGUAAUAUUAAUCCGGCAGCACAACCAGCGCCUUAUUCAAUUAGGGUUACAACUGGGUCUAACAAGAAACUUACUGCUACUAAUGUUAUUCCUGUGGGAUGGCAACCUGGACGCACUUACCGGUCUAAUGUCAAUUUUUAAUUAUUGAAUGUAAACUCGAUAAAAUAAAUCUACAUUCAAGUUAGAUUAAUAAUAUUAAUGAACGAGAAAAAUAAAAAUUAUUUUAAAGUUUGUAUUAGUGACUGUCACCAAAUAUGAUCUUGAAUGUUCUCCUUUAGGAAUUUAAUAAACUUUAGAUUAUUUUUGCGUACCGUACUUUUUUUUCCUUUCUUGUUAUCACUCGUUAAGACGCAGAG